Molecule: messenger RNA, 1185 nt
Organism: Acanthamoeba castellanii str. Neff
Lineage: Eukaryota; Discosea; Longamoebia; Acanthamoebidae
Exons: 10
Coding region: 1-1185 (394 amino acids)
Molecular function (GO): ATP binding; ATP hydrolysis activity
Source: RefSeq, a predicted model, not a curated record
AUGAUGCAGGCACGAUUGCGGAGCCUGGUGUUGGCGUUGGUGCUGUUGCCGGCUCUGGUUAUGGCAGCUUUUGAUGAUUGCGAAUGCAACGAGUCGUGGACGAGCUUUGCUUGCACUCGAUGCUUUGGCCCGUGCCCACGUACACUCGAGCCUGUGAAGCGAUUCGAAGAGCUUACUACCAAGCCCGGCCCGGCCAAGAAGCUCAUGGGCCAGGAGCGCGCCGCCGUCCUCAUCGCCGAUGCCCUUCGUGCAGCAAGCGGCAAGAAGCCCCUCACCUUCCACUUCUGCGGCGAGAAUGGGGUGGGCAAGAGCCACACCGCGCUGCUGUUGGCCGAGGCCUACUUCGCCUACAAGGACAAGAAGACCGACAUGUACAAGGGCCUCUUGUGGAUCAGCGGCAAGCAGUACCAGAUGGCCAAGAGCGAGGAGGAGAUCAAGGCGGCGAGGGAGUACAUUCACGAGCAGAUCAUCGACCACUUGGCCACGUGCCCCCAGGCCAUCAUCGUCAUUGAUGAAGCGGAGAUGAUGCGGGCGGACAUCCUGCGCGUCGUGGGCGCUUUCAUGGACGACUCGCAAACGACUGUGUCGAGCUUGAAGGACCCGUCCAAGCGGGUCAACACGAAGGAGGCCAUCAUCAUUCUCAUCAGCGACUUUGGCCGGGACGAGAUCAGAACGGGCGACUCCUGGGACGAGAUCGCCGAGAGGGUCCACCGUGAGACCAAAGCCAUCUUGCAGGAGGACCUCAUGGUGCAGCGCAUUCAGUACCAUAUCCCCUUCUCGCCGGUGCCCGACCUCAACUGCACCGCGCGGGUCGGCAAGGUGUCGGCCCCCGUUGAGGAGCUGGUGAGCCUGCUCGUGCGACAGCUCAAGGAGCACCCCGCCGCCAAACGCGACAACAUCGUCAUCAAAAAGUACCUGCCCUUCUUUGCGACAACGGUGGGCGCGGACAUUCACGCGAUCGCGGAGAAGCUGAUCCACUUCAUGGUGGCGCACGAGCACUACUGCGAGCGGAACUAUCGAGGCAUCGAGGGCCUCUUCGCCACCAAGGUCGUCGGCCCCAUCCUCAAGCAGAUGCCCGAGCCCCGCCCCUCCACACAAGAAGUGACCGUGCUUGUCAAGGUGCCGUUUGAUCAGAGCGUCGUCCAGCCUGCUCGAGCACCCGGCGGUGGACGAGAGGACCUUUGA